Molecule: messenger RNA, 3240 nt
Organism: Struthio camelus australis
Lineage: Eukaryota; Metazoa; Chordata; Aves; Struthioniformes; Struthionidae
Source: RefSeq, a predicted model, not a curated record
CAUGAUUUUCAUUUUCUCGUAUCAUUUUUUUGAAGAGAGGAAAUGAUUGUAGUGGAACUUGUUACAGACCAGUCACUGAUACGGAGUCUUCGUAGUUCAGAAACUUUCAUAGAAGAGCAAAUAUAGCCCUUUUUUUGUUUGUUUGUGUUCUGGAGUCUGUGUUGUUAAAAAGGGAAAUAAAAAUGACGACUUCGUCUAUUAGGCGGCAGAUGAAGAACAUUGUGAACAACUAUUCAGAAGCCGAAAUAAAAGUUCGGGAAGCAACCUCUAAUGACCCCUGGGGUCCCUCCAGUUCGUUAAUGACUGAAAUAGCAGAUCUGACUUACAAUGUUGUGGCCUUUUCUGAAAUUAUGAGCAUGAUCUGGAAACGGCUGAACGACCAUGGCAAAAACUGGCGACACGUAUACAAGGCCCUUACUCUGUUAGAUUACCUGAUUAAAACUGGUUCUGAGAGAGUGGCACAGCAGUGUAAAGAGAAUAUUUUUGCUAUCCAGACAUUGAAAGAUUUUCAGUAUAUUGAUCGAGAUGGUAAAGACCAGGGCAUCAAUGUAAGGGAGAAAUCCAAGCAGUUAGUGUCUCUUUUGAAGGAUGAUGAGCGACUCAAGACAGAGAGGGCCCAAGCCCUGAAGACCAAAGAACGCAUGGCUCAGGUGGCCACUGGGGUCGGUAGCAAUCAGAUCACGUUUGGCCGAGGUUCCAGCCAGCCAAACUUAUCCACUAGCUACUCAGAGCAAGAAUAUGGAAAGUCUGGAGGCUCCCCCGCAUCUUAUCAUGGCUCUACAUCCCCUCGAGUUUCCUCGGAGCUAGAGCAGGCACGGCCUCAGACAAGCGGAGAAGAAGAGCUCCAACUGCAGCUUGCAUUGGCAAUGAGCAGGGAAGUUGCAGAGCAGGAGGAGCGCCUCAGACGCGGAGAUGAUCUGAGAUUACAGAUGGCUCUGGAGGAGAGUCGCAGAGACACAAUUAAAAUUCCCAAAAAGAAGGAGCAUACAACUUUGUUGGACCUAAUGGAUGCCCUACCCUCAUCGGCACCAGCGCCACAGAAAACGGAGCCUUGGGGACCUCCUGCUGUUGCAAACCAAACUGAUCCCUGGGGAGGAUCUGCAGUUGCAGCUACUGCCUCUGACCCAUGGCAAUCAUUUGGUGCCAAACCAGCUGCUUCUGUUGAUCCUUGGGCAGCACCAGCAGGAUCCACAACUCAGUCCCUGUCCAAAAAUGUUGACCCUUGGGCUCCUGCUCAGUCAUCAUCUACUGCAGCAAAACCUUCUGUGGAUCCUUGGGGACCAGCACCUGCAAACAAACCUCUCUCUACUUCCGGAAGUACAUCUUUUGACCUCUUCAGUAAUUUGAAUGGUACAGUUAAGGAUGAUUUUUCUGAAUUUGACACACUUCGAACUUCCAAAAAGCCAGCUGAAUCAGGUUCCACUCUGCCAUCCCAGCAUAGCGGUACCACAAGUCCUGAUCUCUUUGAUUCCCAGCACUCAAGCAUAACAUCAGGCAAACAGAGUGCAGCUCGGAAAACCCCCGAGUCUUUUCUGGGCCCCAAUGCUGCUUUGGUGAACCUGGAUUCCCUGGUAUCUAAGCCGCCACAACCUGUUGCUUCGCUGAAUCCGUUCUUGGCGCCAGGUGCAGCUACAGCACCAACUCCAAUCAACCCCUUCCAAGUGAAUCAGCCUCAGCCACUCACUCUAAAUCAGAUGAGAGCAAGUCCUGUCAUGGGAACCAGUCCUUCUUUCAGUGCUGUGCCACCAAUAAGCAUGGAGCCAAUACCUCUGUCUUCCAUGGCCCCAGUGCCUGUGGGAAUGGCGCCGAUACCAGCUAUGGGCACUGUGGCGUCUAUAACAAGAAUGGGCCAGGGGCUGAACAGGAAUCCCGCCGUCAGCGUCCCAGUCUACAAAUACGACUAACCCUUUCCUCCUAUAAAGACCCAAUCAAAAGAACUUUCUUUUCAUAGUGUUUUCAGGCUGAAGUCUUUACAGCUCAAUGAACGUGGCCUGUUUGGACUGAACGGUGUAUAAGAGACUUGGAAGUAGAUUUGCAGUUUACAGUUAUGAUCUUUGAAGAGUUGUCUCUACUUACCAGUUAAUCUAAAUCUAGUCUUUGCUACAGAUGGUACCUUACUUUGGCUUGUUGAGCAUUAUGUGAAAUGUUCAGACUUUUCACCAAAGUUAGAUUCUGCCCAUUUUGUUACUCUGUUUAUCAUUUCAAUACACUUUCUAGGGAGAACCUGCCAUUUUAAACUUCGUUGGCUAUUUUGUAGAUGUCAGAUGAUGUGCUGGAUCCUGAAAUUACUAUUUACCUGCAUCUGUCACUUCCUAUGCCCAUACGAUAGACCUGAGAUUCAGAGUGCUAGUGAAUGUUUUGCACAUAACUAUACACAGUUCUAGACUGUUGGUUCACCCAUAGUCCUUACUCUUAGAAGAGAACGAUUUUGAGGGCCCAGGUGGCUGGUUUUUAUGCAUUAAACAUUGCAACGCAAAAUCGCACUGCUUUCGUAUCAAAGGUUUGACCGAGAAAGCAAGCUUGUCUCAAAAGGAAAAACAGACAAAAAACCCAAGAACAUUCUCAAGUUGUCAAGUAUAAUGUGUGCUGUUGUAUGCAGUGUUGAAUUUGUACACUACUCUCUAAGGACUCCUGAGGAACUCUCUGUGAGUGGCAUGCUGCACUCGUGCUGAGUGAGUGUCCUGCUCUGUGCUUGUCCAGUACCAGCUUCGUUUGGAAGUUAUCAUGUGUAUUUUGUUUUUAUUUGACUUACAACGUGAGUUGAAAGGAAAAAAAGAAAUACAGUGGGACAACUUUGAAUUCAGUUUCACCGGGGCAAGCUUUAAAACUAAUUCAGGCUUAACCUUGCUAUAUGCAGUUACUCUUGUAUACUUUUGCACAUAUUUUGUUUAGUACAGUUUCAUAUUUGAGUUUGCAGAGUUACCUAAUAGUCCUUUUUGUGCUAAUUUUUAUAAUGUGGUUCUUAUUUAACUGUCUGGUUUUGAUAGAUUUAUCAAGUCUGGCUGAAAAAAUUAAGAUAUUGGCAAAUGUCAUUUUUAUGGUUUUAAUGCCCUCUUAUUUAUGGUUUUAGCUCUUUGUUUCUGUAAAGAGAGUUUAAAAGGGAAGAUUAACACUAAAAUAUUCUACUUUUAAAUGAAGUAUUCAUAAUGAAAAUCAAAGCAAAUUCUCUCAACUAAUUAUUUUUAGAUGAAUUGAAUUUGAACAUGACGUGAUUUAAGACUACAUUAAAAAGAAGAAACA